Molecule: messenger RNA, 1434 nt
Organism: Owenia fusiformis
Lineage: Eukaryota; Metazoa; Annelida; Polychaeta; Sabellida; Oweniidae
Source: the annotation of a GenBank genome assembly
AUUCAAUAUACCGUUAACCAGACUUACGUUCUUGCCUGCUUGACGAUAUUGGAAUCGAAAGGCGUCUCAAUGUAGAUGUAUCGAAGAUAGACUUGUAAAACCUAACAUAUUGUAGAAGGCUGUACACUUGUCGAGUGGCAUCAUAAAAUUAUAAACUAUUAGGAUGAGGAAAUAUCUCAAAUGGAUUUAUAUACUUGGUUUAUUAACACUAGGCUUAGUUCUUCAGGUUCAAAGUGAAGCCAAUGAAAAUGAUACUCCGAAAAACAAAGAGGACCCAUCUAUUACACAUGAACAAGGUGGUGAAAACAUUGGAAAUAUUAAAACUUUAGAUGAUACGGCUCCAGAAGAUGCCAAGAAUGAUGAUGACGAUCCUAAAGAUGCUGCUGGUAAUGCGGAUCCUGGCGAUACCAAGGAAGCUGGUGAUGGCAAAGGAAAGAAUCCAGAAGUCAAGACUGAUGCACCGGAAGUACGUACAACAUCAACGGCCACUGAUAGACCAGCUCCUGUUCCAACAACUUCACCAGCCCAACCUACAGCGUCUCCUACGACGCCCCCUUCAGGACCACCUUCCUUCACAGUGACGUCAUCGAAGGGACAACCGUGCAUCAAAGCAGCAUUUAAUCUUAAAAUGGCAAUCGCAUAUAAUAUUGUUACACAAAAUAAUAAGUCGGACAGUCGUGUGACGUACCUGGAGGUGCCCCAAGGUGCUAGCACUAAUGGCUCCAAGUGUGGUACAAAGAAAGAUGGCGCUAAAUUGCAACUGUCAUGGGGCGAUCAACACUAUAUUCUCAUUAUGAGCUUUACACAGACUACUGCAGUAACCUAUGUAACGAAGAUACAGUUUAACUACGACACCAAAGAUCAAGCGGUUUUUCAAGAUGCUCAAAAAGACAAUCACUGGAGUGUCUCAACUGGACAAAAUGCUACACUGUUUAGUGCAAAAUCGAAUUCUACAUACAAAUGUGACAGUGCCCAGAACUUGGUGUUUACAGGGAAGAAUGAUAUAGUCACAGCAACAGUUAAGAACAUACAGAUACAAGCUGAAGCACUGCCUGCCUCCGGAGCAUUUUCAACAGAUGUGACUGUGUGUCCAGCAGAUCAUAAAGAUACGCCUAACAAAGCGAACGACAUCGUUCCUGUAGUAAUAGCCGCCUUCAUAGCAGCCGCCGCCCUGCUAGUCAUUAUAGGGUACUGUAUUAGUAGGAACAGGCCACACAGUGGCUAUAGCCACAUGCAGAGCUAAACACACAUCACCAGUGGACUCAGAAGGAGCUUUAGGCAGGGGACAGCUCGUCUUAAGUUAGACCCCAUAUUUAGUUCCAAAUGAGACCAACUAUUUUAUGGGGCCCCAAAAUAUUAUCAAUUCAUUUUGAUGAAAAUCGAUCGAUUCGAGUAGAAGAAAAAUAUAUAUAAGUGCUUUCAUUUGGUAUGUAC